Myripristis murdjan (pinecone soldierfish) is the source of this 681-nucleotide messenger RNA. RefSeq names its product melanocortin 2 receptor accessory protein 2a (gene mrap2a). The coding region runs from base 1 to 681 and encodes 226 amino acids. Gene Ontology annotation, cellular component: endoplasmic reticulum; plasma membrane. Gene Ontology annotation, biological process: regulation of adenylate cyclase-activating G protein-coupled receptor signaling pathway; protein localization to plasma membrane. Gene Ontology annotation, molecular function: signaling receptor regulator activity; corticotropin hormone receptor binding; type 3 melanocortin receptor binding. Lineage: Eukaryota; Metazoa; Chordata; Actinopteri; Holocentriformes; Holocentridae. The transcript is spliced from 3 exons. The record is from RefSeq and is a predicted model, not a curated record.
AUGCCGGGCUUUCACGGUCCAAACGCCACCGGUGCGCCUCCGGACUCGGACUACGAGUGGAGAUAUGAGUACUACGACGACGAGCCCAUCUCAUUUGAUGGACUCCAGGCGCACCGAUACUCUAUAGUCAUCGGCUUCUGGGUUGGCCUGGCUGUCUUUGUCAUCUUUAUGUUUUUUGUCCUCACUCUUCUGACCAAGACUGGUGCUCCACAUCCUGACUGUGGAGAGCCUUGUGAGAAGCGAGCCCAUCCGAGCAGCUGCAUCGAUGCCCUCAGCCCUAACAACACAGCCCCCCCCAUCCACCCGCGCAGUCUGCACUCGUCCCACUCCCUCUUCCAAUGUUACAUGACUGAGGAGGACCAGGGGGGCUCCGGAGCCCCAUGGGCCAGAGAAGGUGGUGGCUGGGCCGGGGGCAGAGGGAGAUCAGGACGAGGAUGUGCACAGAGGAGUCCUGGAAGCCUGGGGGAGGAGGGGGAGGACGACGACACCGUCCUCAAAGAAGAGCCAGCAGCAACAGAGAGAGAGACCGUCCUCCUCACUCACUUCAGCAUUCCCAACUUUGUGAAUACAGAGCAAAGCUUGACGCUUGGAGAUGAGGACCUGCAGCUGGGGGAGUCAGAGCUGCCAAUCAUCCUGGAGGGGCGGGGUCAGACUGACAACAGCCAUCACUUGACUGAGUAG